GCCAGUACCCCGCGCUUAAUCUGGGAUGCCUUGGAGCCAGGAAGGUGGCUACUGGAAGCCAGGGGUGAGCAGGAAGGACGAGGGUGUGGAACCUCACCUACUUCUUGUAGGAAACCUGUUGUCAGCGUAGUCGGAAGUCAAGGGUGUCCCCGUGGGGCUAAGGACACAAGGAUAUGUGUGUGCAAGGCAUCAUCACGUGAGUCUGCAUCUGGAAGAUGAAUAGAUGGUAAUCGGUGCAUACGGAGGGUGCAACAAGUUGUGAAAGUGAGAAAGUGAGAGGGCCUUGAAGAAGAGUAUUUCUCAAAAGAUUUCAGUAAGUGGCGGGGGAUUGUUUUUGAAGCCCUCACCACUGUGUUGUCCUUGAACUCCUACUUGAUCUCCAACUCCUGGGUUGAAAUGCUGCUCCCACCUCAGCCUCCUGAGUAGCUAGGACUGCGCCCAACCUGAAGAAAUCUAAGAUGCGUUUGGAAAGACGGAGGCGGCGUCUCAGAUAAGUGAAGUUACUCUUGCCUUGAGCUGGGGUGAAGGGGUGCAUCCCGACUGCAGGAUGGGGCGGGGCAGCCAAAGAACCCUCCUAUUUUUCAAGUCAGGAACCCUGUUUGCUCGCUGCUUAUCCUCCGCCCUACUCUACCUCGGAGCGCCAGGCUGGCCGGGCCCCUCCCCGCGCGGGGUGCGUCUCCUUUAAGGGCGGGUGGGGGCGGGGCGCCGGCGGUGUUGUCAGUGUCAGCUCUGCGCACGCAGACCUCCCGGAGCCGGUGCCGGUCCGCGAGCUCCAUCGUCUCCGCAGAUCAGUCCCCGCCCGGGUCCGGCGGGGCCCGCGCGGUAGGAGGAGUCGGGCGCUGGCCCGCUACUAGUCCAGGUCGGACCGCUGGACCAAGCGACGAGGGACCCGGGUCUCAGAGAGAGAGCUCCUGCGUCGCGACCCCUGAGGACCUCUUCUCGAUCUCUGGCACCCACUAGUCCCAGGCACUCUGCUCAGGAGAGCCCCCGAGCCCGCGCGCCCAGCCCCGGGGGAGCUCGCUCCCGCCCCGAGGCCCGCCCGGGCCAUGCUCCCCCGGGGCAGCGGCUGAGCCCAAGCCCGGACCGGGACCCGAGCCCGCGCAGAGCAUGGCUCUGGGCUGGGGGCAGCAGGACGUGGGCUGGGCGGCCCUGCUUUUCCUCUUCGCUGCCUCGCUGCUCACAGUAUUUGGCUGGCUCCUGCAAUAUGCCCGGGGUUUGUGGCUGGCGCGGGCCCGGAGGGGCCGGGGCCCGGGAACCGCCUUAGCCACGGAGUCCGGGGGUUCCCUGCGUGAGCUGGGCGUGUGGCGCUCGCUGCUGCGGCUGCGGGCGACUCGAGCCGGCGCCCCUGAGGAACCAGGAGUCCGGGGCCUCCUGGCGUCGCUGUUUGCCUUCAAGUCUUUCCGGGAGAACUGGCAGCGGGCUUGGGUGCGAGCGCUGAAUGAGCAGGCCUGCAGGGACGGGAGCUCCAUCCAAAUUGCCUUUGAGGAGGUGCCCCAACUCUCACCCAGAACCAGCAUUAGUCGUGUGACCUGCGUAGACCAAUCAGAGCGCACCAUGGUGCUGCGCUGCCAGCUCUUUGCUGAGGAGGUGCGGUUCCCAGUCUCUGUGACCCAGCAGUCUCCGGCUGCUGUCUCCAUGGAGACCUACCACGUCACUCUGACACUGCCACCAACACAGUUGGAAGUCAACCUUGAGGAAAUCCCUGGUGAAGGGCUGCUAGUGUCCUGGGCCUUCACUGAUCGCCCAGAUCUCAGCCUGAUGGUGCUUCCCAAGCUGCAGGCCAGGGAGAGAGGUGAGGAGCAACUAGAGCUCUCAACAAUUGAGGAACUGAUCAAGGAUGCCAUAGUCAGCACCCAGCCAGCCAUGAUGGUCAACCUCAGGGCUUGUUCUGCCCCAGGAGGCCUCGUACCCAGUGAGAAGCCACCCAUGAUGCCCCAGGCCCAGCCGUCCAUCAACAGACCUACCCGGUUAUUCUUACGGCAGCUUCGAGCAUCUCAUCUGGGAAGUGAACUAAGAGGCAAUGAGGAACUGUGCUGUGUAGCUGAGCUUGACAACCCCAUGCAACAGAAGUGGACCAAGCCUAUGAGGGCUGGUCCUGAGGUGGAAUGGACAGAUGACUUGGCUCUGGAUCUGGGCCCCCAGAGCCGGGAGCUGACCCUCAAAGUGCUAAGGAGUGGCAGCUGUGGAGACACUGAGCUCCUGGGCCAGGCCACACUGCCUGUGGGCUCCCCCUCCAGACCACUGUCUCGAAGACAGGUGUGCCCACUCACCCCAGGGCCAGGGAAAGCCCUGGGCCCAGCAGCCACCAUAGCAGCAGAGCUGCAGUAUGAGGAAGGCUCCCCUGGGAACCUGGGCACACCCACUCCCUCCACUCCACGCCCCAGCAUCACACCUACCAAGAAGAUUGAGCUGGAUCGGACCAUCAUGCCUGAUGGCACCAUUGUCACCACUGUUACCACUGUCCAGUCCCGGCCCCGUGUAGAUGGCAAAUUAGACUCCCCCUCCCGCUCCCCGUCCAAGGUGGAGGUGACUGAGAAGACGACAACUGUACUGAGUGAGAGCAGCGGCCCCAGCAAUGCCUCCCACAGCAGUAGCCCAGGGGAGAGCCACCUUUCCAAUGGCUUGGACCCAGUAGCAGAGACAGCAAUUCGCCAGCUGACUGAGCCCAGUGGGCGGGCAGCCAAGAAGACACCCACCAAGCGCAGCACUCUCAUCAUCUCUGGGGUUUCCAAGGUGCCCAUUGCUCAGGACGAGUUGGCACUAUCCCUGGGCUACGCAGCCUCCCUGGAAGCCUCAAUGCAGGAUGAUGCAGGCACCAGCGGAGGUCCCUCUUCACCUCCCUCUGACCCACCAGCCACAUCCCCAGGACCCCUAGAUGCCCUCUCUAGUCCCACGAGUGUCCAGGAAGCAGAUGAGACAACUCGUUCAGACAUUUCUGAGAGGCCAUCGGUGGAUGAUGUUGAGUCAGAAACAGGGUCUACUGGUGCCCUGGAGACCCGCAGCCUCAAGGAUCACAAAGUGAGUUUCCUGCGCAGUGGCACUAAGCUCAUCUUCCGCCGGAGGCCUCGACAGAAGGAAGCUGGUCUGAGCCAAUCACACGAUGACCUCUCCAACACGACAGCCACACCCAGUGUCCGAAAGAAGGCUGGCAGCUUUUCUCGCCGCCUUAUCAAGCGUUUUUCCUUCAAAUCCAAACCCAAGGCCAAUGGCAACCCCAGCCCCCAGCUCUGAGGGCCCUCCUUACCUCCUGAGCUCGGAGAGGGCACGAGUUCUCUCAGCCCAUUCCCCACAUCCCCUUCUGUACCCCUUCCUGGAUUCCCAGUGCCAGGGCCAGGAAAGGCCUUGGGUUCCAGGAAGCCCUGUCUAGCCUGGGCUUUGGGGCCAGUUGGAAGGGUACUUGCAAUGGGAAGCAUUCAAGAGGUGGGCAUCCAUUGCUGUGGACAUAGAAGAAAGUUCAUGGCUGGGAGUAAGAGAUGGGCUCUGUCCUGGCAUGUGUGGACAUUCCUCAGAAGCCUUGGCCUCCUGCUGACACUGGCCCCCAAGAGGAGUCCCAGGGUGCUCAGUUCCUCAGCAGAUCCUCCCUUAUUUAUUCUCUUUUCUAUUUAUAUAUGUGGUCUAGGACCCUCAGCAAACAGAUGACAGAAGGCAUCUCUCCCAGGUGACCCUUCUUUUCUGUACCAGGAGAGUAGGUAAUUCCCAGUAAGGGUUCCCACACCUCCCUCAGGUCCCUACUCAGACCAGCACCAGUGUCUGCCUCUGAGGACAUUGGCAGCUCAUAGGAAGCCGGGCCAGUGCCCAGGAUGGGGGGCAGGUACUCCCCACCUCCCUGUCUCCCCUGCUGCUCCUCAUCCCUCCCUCCCCCUUUAUUACCAUUUUUGUACUUGAUGCUUUCUCCCUGAGCAGUGACUCAGUUUGAAGGAGGGAGCCAGGAGCUUGGGGGGAAGCCUUCCCCAGAGAGAUGGCUUGAGGGGCUUUAAAGACUGUGUGAUGAUGGAGCAAGAGCAGGGUGCACCUCUGUAUGUUGGGGGAUGAUGAUGUCCAUUGCUGUGUGAUGGCUUGGGAUUUAAUUUAUUAAAUUAAAGUUAAAUUGGAGUUUAUAAAUUGGGCAAUUGUUUGUCCUUUUAAAAGCUAAUAGUGAAGCCAUGGAUUGAUACCAUGGGAGGAUGAGAGAUAGGGAUCCAGUUAGUGAGAUGGGACAGAUGAUCCUGCAGGGGAAAAGGUACAUGUAGAGAGAAGAUAGAAGAGGCAAGAGGCUCGGAAGGGUGACGUUGCAGCAAAAACAUCAAUCAGCUAGUCCAGCAUCUUCAUCCUCUCUUCUUCAGUAGGCUGCUCCCUCCAGGACAUAAUACAAUUUAGAGCAUGGACUCUACAAUGAGACCACCUGGAUUUGAGUCCCAGCUCCACUAGUUUACCCAUGUGACAGGGCAAGUUAUAAAAUCUCUGGGUGCCUCAUUUUAAAGUUUUCUUCUCUGUAAAAUGGGGACUGUGAUAAUAGCAGCUACCAUUCAGUUAUGGGUGAGAUGGAAAUGAGUAAAGUGCUUAGAAGUUGGUUGCACAUCGCCAUUGCUGAGUAAGCAUUAAUUAUUGCCUCAGAAGAAACCCAGGAGG
This is a messenger RNA of Sciurus carolinensis (gray squirrel), 4608 nucleotides long. RefSeq names its product C2CD2 like (gene C2cd2l). The record is from RefSeq and is a predicted model, not a curated record. Bases 1108 to 3231 code for a protein of 707 amino acids. Gene Ontology annotation, biological process: positive regulation of insulin secretion involved in cellular response to glucose stimulus. NCBI's taxonomy places the organism in Eukaryota, Metazoa, Chordata, Mammalia, Rodentia, Sciuridae. Gene Ontology annotation, molecular function: phosphatidylinositol binding; phosphatidylinositol transfer activity. Gene Ontology annotation, cellular component: cytoplasmic side of apical plasma membrane. The transcript has 17 exons.